CUUGGCCAUCCGCAGUUUCCGGAUACGCUCCAUGGUGGUGACACAGCGCCUGGCCCGACGUCUCACGGCGGCGCGGGCGACGCUCCAGCGCGGCCAUAGCCAUCGGGCGAUGGCACUGCCAGCACUACGCUCUUAUAGCGAGCAUGUUCAUUCAAAUGCUUCCUUCGCAGUGGCAGCAGCAGCGACGUUGGCCAUGGGCUCUUGGAUGAGCUCGCGGGACGAGUGGGCGAGCAUGAAAGCGGCACCGCCCUUGACACGCAACUUCAUCGCAGACGCUGUCGAGAAGGCCGCUCCUGCCGUUGUCAACAUCACGAUUGACUAUGGGCAUUUGCAGGGCGGGAGCUCUGGCUCGGGCUUCAUUCUCGAGCGCAGCGGCCUCAUUGUCACCAACGCCCAUGUCGUGGCGCAUGCGGGUCCGCACGCGAGCAUCAAGGUGACGCUCGCCAACGGCGCUAGCUACUCGGCCCGUGUACAUAGCAUGGACGCACUCACCGACUUGGCCUUGGUGCAACUCGACAAUGGAUCCUCGCUGUCGCUACCCACCAUGCAGAUUGGCUCGUCGGGCGCGCUGCGUGCCGGCGAGUGGGUCGUCGCCCUUGGAAGCCCGUUGACGUUGCAAAACAGCGUGAGCGCUGGUAUCGUGAGCGCGGUCGCUCGCCAUGGCUCCGAGAUUGGGCUCUCGAAUCGGCGCAACCACACCGAGUACAUUCAAACGGAUGCCGCCAUCAACUCGGGCAACUCGGGCGGACCGCUCGUCAACCUCGACGGCCAAGUCAUUGGCAUCAACGCAAUGAAAGUUGCGGGCGGCGUCAGCAACAUCUCGUUUGCGAUUCCCAUCGACACGGCCAUGGACGUCAUCGAGCAGCUGCGCAAGCGAAAGACCGUGACGCGCCCGUACGUGGGCAUGCAAAUGGUCCAGUUCAGCCCCGGCGUGCUCCCUGAAAUCUCCAAGAUCUACCCGGAUCUCAAAAGCGGUGUCGUCGUCAAGUCGGUGACGCCAGGAUCCCCGGCCGCGAUUGGCGGCCUCCUGCCUGGAGACGUCAUUGUCGAAUUUGCCGGCACUCGCGUCGAGACCAUCAAGGAUGUAACCACCGCCCUCGGCUACAACGUGGGUCAAAAUAUGUGCAUGAAGGUUCGCCGAGAUGGGAGCGCGAACCCGCGCGUCUUUUGCUUUGUGACGCAGGACGCUAGCCACCGAGGCGCGCCAACGUCGUCGCUGUGGUAGUACCCAGCCAAGACACUUGUAGAAGCCUAGCACCAAAAGCAUGUUUCCGUUGUCGCCGACAAAAAGUAUCCCAUUUGCGGUGGGUGGCGUCCAUUGCAUUCGAUCCUUGGACUGCGUCAAGUGCUCGAGAAUCGACGUCCACUGCACAACAAUGCGCCCCGCGACGUGAGAGAUCGUAGCGCGCCAUGUGUGUUGCCUGAAGCACCGUCGCGUAUGGAGACGCUUUCAUUAGCAGUGUACGAGGUAUCGCAGCGAGCCAACAGUAACAGCUAGCUCCAGUAAUCCAGACGCUUGAGAAGCGGGGAGCUGAGCAAUGACCAAGUCGGACGAUCCAGGAUAUUUUACUAAUCAACGGAAACCAAGUAUUUGUGGCCACG
Saprolegnia diclina VS20 is the source of this 1602-nucleotide messenger RNA. RefSeq lists its product as hypothetical. The record is from RefSeq and is a predicted model, not a curated record. The transcript has 8 exons. Gene Ontology annotation, biological process: proteolysis. Lineage: Eukaryota; Oomycota; Saprolegniomycetes; Saprolegniales; Saprolegniaceae. Gene Ontology annotation, molecular function: serine-type endopeptidase activity; protein binding. Bases 32 to 1225 code for a protein of 397 amino acids.